Messenger RNA from Fomitopsis serialis, 578 nucleotides. RefSeq lists its product as uncharacterized. The transcript has 2 exons. The coding region runs from base 114 to 443 and encodes 109 amino acids. The record is from RefSeq and is a predicted model, not a curated record. NCBI's taxonomy places the organism in Eukaryota, Fungi, Basidiomycota, Agaricomycetes, Polyporales, Fomitopsidaceae.
CCAUUGUGCGCCUGUGCUACAUCGCCUUCACCCUUGAAAUUUGGACACGCAGAAGAGGUCAUUGAAGCGUGCGCAAGACGGUCAUUGAUCACACCGAGGACACGACAGCAUCGAUGUCAAGCGGGGUGGUCGCGUGUUCCACGACCAUGUUGAUGCCCGAGCGGAUGCAGCAGGGCAUACAGAAGACAGGUAAUGUUGGACAAGUACGAGGGCCCGCAUACGACUGGUCAUGCAAGAGCAGCGCCAUUCUGGACUCGCGACCGCACAGAGCCGAGGUAUCACUCAUCCCGGCCAUCGAAAGAACUGCAGCUACAUACAGAUCCUGCCCAGCGCUAUUCGCUGGUACUGGACUGGAUUGCGACAUUGGCCCCGCGUUCGUUUUCCUCUGUUCAGAACCCUGCGCAGCCUCGAUCCCACGUUCAAAGCUAUGCGGUUGUCGGUGAGCCUUCUUUGGACGGGCCCCGGAUCAUGCGCGUCGUUCCCAGCGCCAGUCGGACGUGGAGGCGCACGUUAGUCGUCUUGACACCUGGAGGUCGGCGGUGCGCCCUGCGGACUCGCCUCCCUACGCCGAAUCUCGC